AUGUCGGAAUGCGUUGCAAUCGUACAGGAGACUUCAGUCGAGUCAGCUGUACCGGACCCAACACGAUUUUCUGCUUGGCUUCGCUUGAAGCGGGCCGCGGCCGCGGUGCUGAAGUUUAUCGACAAGUGUAAGGGACUUACAGGACAAGUUGACCUCAGCACCAUGGAACGUGCGGAACGAUUGCUGCUGCAGCACGCGCAGCUGGAAUCCUUUAGUGAGGAACUCACCGCUAUUAAAAAUAACAAGCCAUUGCACCGCAACAGUCGACUACUGUCUUUGUCACCGUUCUUAGACGAACACGGCUUGCUGCGGGUAGGCGGCAGUAUCGACGCUGCGACAGAUGUAGACCUCGAAGUGAAGAGGCCGGUGAUAAUGGACGGUCGGCAUCCUGUGGCCAAGCUGAUCGUUCGUCACUAUCACGUGCAGGCAGCCCAUGGGAACCAAGAGACCGUGGUCAACGAGGUGAAGCAGCGGUAUUGGUUGUUGCGGCUAAGACCUACAGUUAAAUCCGUAGCGUCAGGGUGCAUGCUGUGUAGAAUUCGCAAAUGUAAGCCGCAAGUACCACGAAUGGGUGACUUACCUAAAGCGCGAGUAGCGCACCAUCAGCGUCCUUUUUCGUAUUGUGGCCUGGACUUGUUUGGUCCGAUGGAGGUCACUGUGGGCCGACGCCGGGAGAAAAGGUAUGGAGUUUUAUUUACUUGCCUUACAGUACGCGCUGUCCACAUCGAGCUGGUCUCCUCCCUGACGUCGGACACGCUCAUCAUGGCGCUGAGGCGAAUGGCAGCGAGGCGCGGCUGGCCGCGCCACCUAUAUUCGGACAACGGCACAAAUCUGAGGGGCGCCGAUACGGAGCUACGACGAUCGGUUCAAGAACUGGACACUGAAAAACUAAAAUGUCACGGUGUCAACAAAGGCAUGGAAUGGACUUUCAUACCUCCUGCUAGCCCACAUUGGGGUGGGGCGUGGGAAAGGCUCAUACGUAAAGUUAAGACGUCACUUAAAGUCAUCCUGAAUGAACGAGCACCACGGGACGAGGUUUUAAACACACUCAUGGCUGAGGUAGAAAACAUAGUAAACAGCCGUCCCCUGAUGCAUGUCUCCGUCGAGUGUGGCGACGUCCAGUCUCUCACCCCAAAUCACUUCCUUCUUGGCACGUCGUCGAACUUACCUGCUAUCGGAACUUUCGACAACUCGGAUCUGUACCUGCGCAAACAUUGGCGUACGGCCCAAAAGUUGACCGAUAUGUACUGGCGGAGGUGGGUAAAAGAAAUCUUACCUGAUCUCAUACCGAGAAGGAAAUGGCAAGUGGAACAGAAGUCGCUGCAAGUAGGCGAUCUCGUCCUCGUGGUUGACCCGAGUUCUCCUCGCAACAUGUGGCCUAAGGGUCGGAUCACACAGGUGUUCCCCGGCAAGGACGGCCGCACACGGCUUGUUGAGGUAAGUACCGGGACCGGGACAUGGCGACGGUCUGCGGCCCGCGUCGCACCUAUAUCUGUAGUUAAUGAGUGCUGA
Messenger RNA from Hyposmocoma kahamanoa, 1512 nucleotides. RefSeq lists its product as uncharacterized. Gene Ontology annotation, molecular function: nucleic acid binding. Bases 1 to 1512 code for a protein of 503 amino acids. Lineage: Eukaryota; Metazoa; Arthropoda; Insecta; Lepidoptera; Cosmopterigidae. Gene Ontology annotation, biological process: DNA integration. The transcript has a single exon. The record is from RefSeq and is a predicted model, not a curated record.